Fimicolochytrium jonesii is the source of this 4785-nucleotide messenger RNA. RefSeq lists its product as uncharacterized. The transcript has 28 exons. Gene Ontology annotation, biological process: DNA-templated transcription. The coding region runs from base 390 to 4724 and encodes 1444 amino acids. The record is from RefSeq and is a predicted model, not a curated record. Gene Ontology annotation, molecular function: DNA binding; DNA-directed RNA polymerase activity. NCBI's taxonomy places the organism in Eukaryota, Fungi, Chytridiomycota, Chytridiomycetes, Spizellomycetales, Powellomycetaceae.
CUCUGCCUGAGGCGUCGCCGAUGAUGGCAACUUGUAAGUAACAGUAUGCCAGCGGAACGCGACUCGCUGACAGGAUUUUCAAUCAGAGUUUCCAUGUUGCUGUGCAUACAGCGAGAAAGGCAAACAUACAGUAAAUACAGCACAUAUCCAGAGCUUCGCUGUGCGUCUCCCAGCAAGCAUUCAGGACGUUCCCUUGUAUGUACAGUAUAUAGGGCUCGCAACUGCAGAGUAUAUAUACUUUUCGGGCUCACCUGGGAGACUUGGUCGAUAUCCAUAGCCUAGCGGCUCUGCACAGGCGUAGUCUGCAAGGACUUGGUCGAGUGGUUUUCGGCAAUUGGUUGACAUAGUUUGGCGAUUCACCCUGGACCUAGUUUGUUUUGACGGUCCCCAUGGUUGUUGCAAAGAGGCCCGUCGUUGACGACGCCCCAAAGGCUAUUAAGAAAAUCGACUUCGGAGUCUUCUCGACUCAGGAUGCGAAAAAGUUGUCGGUGCUGGAGCUAUAUCAACGUGAUCUUUACGAUGUGACACAACCGAAUCGACCUUCGGUUAAGUUUGGUGUCCUGGAUGACCGGCUAGGGGUGACGAACAAGGAAAAGCAAUGCGAAACAUGUGGCGAGAAGCAGCAGGAGUGUGUGGGACACUUUGGCGUCGUCCGUCUUGCGGUGCCUGUAUUCCAUAUUGGUUACUUCAAGCUCAUGCUCCAGGUGUUGCAAAUGACGUGCAAGACUUGUAGUCGAGUUCUCCUCGAAGAACCCCAGCGGCGUUCAUUUUUGCGGCGACUACGAAACCCGAAUCUGGAUGGAGUGCAGCGAAAGGAGAUACUCAAGUCUGUUCUCACUCUUGGCAAAAAGUGUGGAAUUUGUCCAUCAUGCAGGGCGAUCAAUGGCACGGUGAAGAAAGUUGGAGCACUCAAAGUGAUCCACGAGAAAUUUCGGCGGAAAGCGAAGACUGAUGAAGAAAAUGAAUUUCGGAGAAGUUUCGACAAUGCGGUCAAACUGGAUUCCUUCAUCCAAGGUUAUGUCUCCCGAGCACAGGAUGAUCUUACGCCUCUUGCCGUAUUACGCCUGUUUGAGAACAUCAACAAUGAGGAUUGUGAGCUUAUGGGACUGGACCCCAUAAGAGGGAGGCCGGAACUUUUCCUAUGGACCGCACUUCCCGUCCCGCCUGUCUGUAUUCGACCGUCAAUCGGACAAGAGAACUCGAGCACCGAGGAUGAUUUGACUGUCCUCCUCUCGGAAAUCAUCGAAAUCAAUACCAAGAUAAAAAGUCUGAUCGAGAGUGGUCAGAAAACGGAAUCCCUAGUGGAAUACUGGGAUUACCUGCAGCUUCAGUGUGCUAUGUACGUCACAAGCGAUCUGCCUGGAAUUCCAUCUCAUCUGCAAGGGAAUUUGCCGAAGAUCAAGAAAGGCUUUUGCCAACGCCUCAAAGGCAAACACGGCCGGUUUCGCGGAAAUCUGUCCGGGAAAAGAGUGGAUUUCUCGGGGAGAACUGUCAUAUCGCCUGACCCAAACUUGCGGAUUGACCAGGUUGCUGUGCCACAGCGGGUAGCGACAGUGCUGACCUACCCAGAACGUGUCACGCCUCAUAACAUCGACAGAUUACGGCGGAACGUGGCGAACGGCAUCGACAACUAUCCCGGCGCAACAUACGUCACCAAAAGCAAGACCGAUAAAAGGUUCUUGAAGAGUCCAUCUGUUCGGCAGCGCCUCGCACAAGAGCUUCAAGUCGGCGAUCUUGUCGAACGCCAUUUACAAGAUAACGACAUUGUGCUUUUCAACCGACAGCCGUCGUUGCAUAAGCUCAGUAUUUUAUCCCACUACGUGAAAGUUCGCCCCUGGAGAACAUUCCGUUUCAACGAGUGUGUCUGCACGCCAUAUAACGCCGAUUUUGAUGGAGACGAGAUGAAUCUUCACGUACCGCAAACGGAGGAGGCGAGAGCCGAAGCGAUCGAAUUAAUGGGGGUGAAAAAUAAUCUGGUUACCCCGCGAAACGGGGAGCCCCUCAUUGCCGCCACCCAAGACUUCAUCACGGCCUCCUAUCUCUUGUCCAAAAAGGACAUCUUUUACGACCGGGCGCAAUUCACUCACAUCUGCACGUACAUGACCGACUCUCUGACGCCUGUCGAUCUCCCACCACCAGCUAUCUGGAAGCCGAUCAAGUUGUGGACUGGCAAGCAGGUCUUCAACAUCCUACUACGCCAUAAUCAGAAAUCGCCGAAUCUGGUGAACCUCACAACGAAGUGCCGAACAUUCGAUAAAGAUCAAGUCGAUCGCCAUGGAGUGAAGUUCAGUGCGAAAAAAACCUUAGCGGGACACAAGAUCGACAGUACAUUUUGUCCCAACGACGGGUGGCUCUUAAUUCACAACAGCGAGCUUUUGUGUGGCGUAAUCGACAAGGCUAUUAUCGGGGAUGGGAAUAAGAACUCUAUGUUCUAUACGGUGAUGAGGGACUUUGGCGCUGUCAGUGCGGCCGAAAGCAUGAACAGGAUCGCCAAACUUUCUGCACGUUGGCUAGCCAAUCAGGGGUUUUCUAUCGGUAUCGAUGACGUGCAGCCCGAUGCACAGUUACGGAAGGAAAAAGAACUCACCGUCGAGAAGGGAUAUGCCGACUGUGACGACACUAUUCAAAUGUCUAAAGCUGGAAGACUGCCGAACCAGCCAGGAUCUGACCAAGAACAGACUCUAGAGAAUAAGCUCUCGGGGAUUCUCAGUAAAAUUCGUGACGAUGUUGGUCAAGCCUGUUUCCGGGAGUUAAACAAAUACAACGCCCCCCUUAUCAUGUCCCUGUGUGGAUCGAAAGGGUCCAAGAUCAACGUCUCACAGAUGGUGGCUUGUGUCGGACAACAAAUCAUCUCCGGAAAGCGUAUUCCGAACGGUUUCGUGGAUCGCUCACUGCCGCAUUUUCCGAAAAAUGCCAAGACACCUGCUGCCAAAGGUUUUGUGCGGAAUAGUUUCUACACCGGCUUGUCUCCAUCCGAAUUUUUUUUCCACGCCGUGUCUGGUCGUGAAGGUUUGGUCGAUACUGCAGUCAAGACUGCUGAAACGGGUUACAUGCAGAGGCGUCUGAUGAAGGCACUUGAGGAUCUGGUGUCCCACUACGAUAUGUCAGUGCGCGAUUCUACGGGUGGCUUAGUCCAAUUUACGUACGGCGACGACGGGCUGGAUCCAGCCAGCAUUGAGGGCGGUGAUCUUCCCGUUGAUUUUCAGAGAAAUCUGCGGCAUGCCCAAUCCGUUGUAGGACAGGGUGGUACUCGCUUACUACCGUGCCAAAUUCUUCAAUACGUCCACACUUCCAUUUCAAGUCCCCAAUUCAAGAAGACGUGUGCUGAACCAUUUCGGCUCGCUUUGGCUGAAUUCUUAACAUCCGUGGUCAAUGGACUUGUAGCAGUCCGAGAGGCCCGUGGUUUACCGCCAAUGGUCGAUCCAAGUGCGAUGACAUCAUACUCCCUCACCCCUGAAGAAGAGGACAGGAUGGGAUUGAAAAUGAAACUGACAAAAGGUCAACUUGAUAUGUUCUUCGGAAUUUGCAUUAAGAAGUACCGACGGGCCAUGACGGAACCAGGAACCGCUGUCGGCGCUGUAGGGGCGCAGAGUAUUGGAGAACCGGGCACCCAGAUGACGUUGAAGACUUUCCACUUUGCUGGAGUUGCUUCUAUGAACGUCACACUAGGUGUGCCUCGCAUCAAAGAAAUCAUCAACGCUUCGAAAAAUCUCGCCACGCCCAUCAUCACUGCUAGCCUUGUUACCAAAGCGGGGUCAUACGACUGCGGCGGCAACGCGUCGCAAGAACAAGUUCGGCAGGCUCGUCUAGCUUGCGAAGCCGCCGCUCGAGUCGUUAAAGGAAGGAUUGAAAAGACCACUUUGGGUGACAUUACGGAAUAUGUACAGGAGGUUGUUAGCCCCCAAGAGUGCGCACUGCGAAUUCAAUUGGAUUACGACGCUAUCAAGAAGUUACAGCUCGAGGUGGAUAGCGUAACUAUUCGCUGGUCGAUUGCGGUCUCGAAGUUGAAGGUUGCACAGGAGAAUAUUCGUAUUGAAUCCGCGGACUGCAUUCGCGUCAUCUUGGAUUCGAAAGCCACUGCCGCAGGGGCUCAUCAAGCGCUGCAGCAUCUCAAACGCGCUUUGCCAAAGGUGAUAAUUAAGGGUUUACCGAGCGUAACUCGAGCGGUUAUCAAUGACGAGGAAGGAAAGAAAAUGUUCAACCUGCUUGUUGAGGGCUACGGCCUCCGAGAGGUUAUGGGAACUGAAGGAAUCCAUGGCAUUGAAACAAAGUGCAAUGCGACUCUGGAAGUGAACAAAACUUUGGGGAUCGAGGCAGCUCGUCUGACCAUCAUCAACGAGAUCAUGUAUACUAUGAAGUCCCAUGGGAUGACUAUUGACAAUCGUCACGUAAUGUUAUUGGCCGACCUCAUGACGUUCAAAGGUGAAGUUCUGGGUAUCACGCGAUUCGGAAUCUCCAAGAUGCGCGACAGCGUGCUCAUGCUGGCCUCGUUCGAGAAAACCACCGAUCACCUGUUCGAAGCAGCGUUCUAUGGGAAGCACGACACCGUCGACGGUGUUUCGGAAUGCAUCAUUAUGGGCGUACCAAUGGGAAUUGGGACUGGUCUCUUCAAGCUAUUACGAAGAGUUGAUGAUGUGGAUGCUUGGAAUACCAUGAGCAACGGUGCUGCUCAUCGUUUGGUUGGAGCACACAAGAGAGAGCCCAUGUUUGAAAAGCUGGUGUGAACGGCGCCGUUGAGUAGAGGUUUCGCGUAGUUUGCACCAAUGAAUUCACAUAAUUUAAGCA